AUGGAUAAAGACAAGUACGAAAUAGUUUUCAUCAAUGAUUACGCAACCGCCCUUUUAACCGCAGCUUUUGAUGCGGUUUCCGCCUACGAGAAUCUGUCUGCGAAACGUUUGGACGCGGCGGAAGUACUAAACCGUUAUCCCACCAAACCUUCAAAGCGCACCUGUUUUGUAUUCUGUCGCUUUGAGGGUGAAUGUUUUGAACAUUUACGAUCGCUGGGUGCGGCCAUUUACGGCCCACAGAUUAUUUUGCACUAUAUUCGAGAAAAUCAACCUUUGCCACGGGUAUCCCAUCCGCUUUACUCAACUGCGCUGAUGCGUGCCGUGGCCACGGUCACUUCGGUGACCGGAUCCGAACGAGAAUAUCUACUGAGUUCUAUUCAAAUGCUACACGGUCAAGCGUCUCGCGAUCUGUUCGAUGGAGUGAAUGUGGUCAUCACACCGAAAGUGGGAUCGAAGAAAUAUUUGGUCGGUUCCAGUCGUGGUGUGAAUAUGCUGCUGCCGAGCUGGAUCACCGAAGCGUGGAAACUAUCUGCCAUCCAAGAUCCGAUCGAUAUGAUGCUACCGACGUUCAUGGAUCGCUUUCGUGUUCCAAUAUUCGCUCAACUGGUGAUCUGUGUUUCCGGUUUAUCGGCUGAGGAACGUAAAGAAGUAUCCGAUCUGGUUGUUAAACACGGAGGACGGUACUCAGGGAUGAUGAAAAUCGGUGAGACCACCCAUCUCAUCAUCAAACAUCCAUCCGGAUUGAAAUAUGCCCACGCAAAGAAGUGGAAAAUACAAAUUGUCAGUGUGAACUGGUUAACGGAUUCGGUGAGUAAAGGGUACGCGCUUGAUGAGAUGGACUAUCGGGUACCGGAAACCCACGAGAAUUCGUCCACUCCGUUGUGCGAGAACAAUCGACGAUCAUUGUCGUUUGAUAAUCUAUCCAUGAUCAGUCAUGCGAUUAACAGUACGACAAGAAUCGAUGAGACCCGUUCAGACGCUCGUUCGGUAGACAGUUUCAUACAUAGACAAUCCACCGCUCCAGUUGAGCGCCCCAUUCUUGCCGAUUGUUUGAUUCAGUUGAUUGAGUGUACGCGUGAGGAACAUACCAAGUUUUCGUCCCUAGUGAAAGAACUUGGUGGUCGGUUGUGUACCGACUUGCAAGAUCGUGUUACUGAACCAUUAACUCACGCUGUGGUCGGAUCAUCAAAUAGCACCAAAUUGAAUGCGGCCACAAUGGAAAAAGAUGUGUUCUAUGUGAAAGGUUCGUGGUUAAUUGCUUGUCAAGAAGCCCACAAACGUGUAUCCGAGACGGAACAUCUUGCCAACUCACCGGAAUCGGAUGAGACUGAGGAGCAAACUUUAGCUGCGGAUGGUGAAUUGGAUGACCGUUCCAAACAAACUAUGGAUACGGAAGAUUUGCAACUGAUUAAUCAAUAUUUUGGUGCUGGAGGUUUGGCCGAUAUGGAUGAUUUUAAUCGGGAAAAUACUGUACGACAACAGAACGUAACCAAAGCAGGAACGCAAGUGGCUUCGGAAACCCGUCAGCUUUGUGAGGCUCUUGUCUCGGACAUGGAUGCUACCGUACAAGUUCGAACAGGCUGCUUCUCUGGAUAUGUCUUUUAUCUUCACGAUCAAGUCCCGUCAUCCGAUCGAAUGGAAGUAAUAGAGAGCAUUCGUGAUGCCGGUGGUCAAAUCACAGACAGUUCACUUGUUGCCAGCUUCAUUGUGGCACCGUUUUUCAUUCAAAAUAAACCACCCAGCUCUGCGGAAUGCACACUCGUUACUGUAAACUGGAUUGGACAUUGUAUUGCCGCUUCAUCGAUUUGUUGGGAUGAUUUGAAAUGUGAAAAAGCUUUUACACCGUUGGUUCGUUCGGCCUCGCUACCACUCGACGGUUGUGUGAUCUCGUUGAGCGGAUUUGUCGGUCGAGAUCGCACUCUUCUCACACGCUACUCGCAAGCACUAGGGGCAGUUGUGCAGGACUAUUUCCUGUGCAAAGCAAUCCCAUCUCGCAAUUUAGCCGCGAGCACACAUCUCGUGGCCGCCAAACUCGAGGGGCGCAAAUGUCCAGCAGCAAAGCAAUGGGGCUUGCCGGUGGUCAAUCGAAACUGGCUCUAUGCAUGUGCGGAUCAAUGGAAGUUGGUUGAUACCGCAGCCUAUCCAGUUACUGAUCCAAACGCACCACCAGAAACAUGCGUUACGAAUAAGGUGAGCUCAACAACUGUGGCUCCGAAAGAUCGCCGUCUGACCGAAAUUCAACAAAACGCUCAGCUCCCAACCACCGCAUCCAUAAAUUCCAUGAAAUCAACCCCGCCCAUAAAAAUGUCCACUCCGACCAUCCAAGUCCCGGCUUCUUCCAAAUCAGCCGCGGAAACGCUUUGUACGCCAGAUUGGGUUCACAAUCACUCUGAUCGUACCACAGAUGUCAGUACCAGUUUGAGGGAUUCGUUUGGUCAACCAUGCAGACCAUCUCCUCCACUGUCGGAACAAGUGGCUCGAUGUCUUAAGAAAGCGGUGGUGCGUACAGCUGCUUUGCCUAAACGAAAAUUGGAUUUGUCCGGUGAGUUCCGAUUCGGGCGUAACCGGUUCAAUGUUCCUGUUUGUUUGCAACAGUGUUGGUUCUGA
This is a messenger RNA of Echinostoma caproni, 2607 nucleotides long. Lineage: Eukaryota; Metazoa; Platyhelminthes; Trematoda; Plagiorchiida; Echinostomatidae. The record is from the annotation of a GenBank genome assembly.